Molecule: messenger RNA, 4620 nt
Organism: Portunus trituberculatus (swimming crab)
Lineage: Eukaryota; Metazoa; Arthropoda; Malacostraca; Decapoda; Portunidae
Product: aminopeptidase N-like
Exons: 18
Coding region: 244-3300 (1018 amino acids)
Biological process (GO): proteolysis; peptide catabolic process
Cellular component (GO): cytoplasm
Molecular function (GO): metalloaminopeptidase activity; peptide binding; zinc ion binding
Source: RefSeq, a predicted model, not a curated record
CUCUCAGACUUGUUGAACUCUUCAUUAACGGAGGGUCGCCAAGAGCAAGCCCUCCUACUGCCCUGUGCACUCCUUGGUUGUGGUCUUGUUGCCGGGGUGUGGGAGGAUUUUCACCUAUUCUUCAUCUUAAAAUCGAGGAGAAACACUCUUCAGGAUCCGGCUAAUCAUCACUUUGACAUUAAAAAUAAUCGUGGUGAGAGAACAAGGAGUUUCUCAGUAUUGGCUUAAUAAAAGUCUCCCGCCAUGCUGCGUUGGAGUGCACAUCCUCCAGGGGCUUCCUGCCAGCCACUGCUUCGCUUGGCGUCUGCUGUGGUUCUCCUGACGGCUGGCAAUGCCGUCUCCGUGCCCGUCUCUCCCUCCCUGUCCUCUUCGUCAUCUGCUUUGUCCUUCUUCUCCCGGGGCACUUCGCCGCGCUCCACAACGGCCGUCUGGCUCCCCGAGCACGUGCUUAUGUAUCCUGCCUUGUAUAAACAUAAGACACAAAUGCACUCGCAUCGUAAUGACUUAACUGCAGCUGCUAACACUGUGAGUAUAGGAGGCAACGAUGGAGGAGGAGAAGGAAAAGAAGCUGUCGUUAGAGAUACAACACAACGCUCGAACAAGGAAUUUCGUCUGCCAGCCAGCCUCAGACCCAUCCACUACAGUGUUCGGGUUCAGCCUUUUAUCAACGGGAACUACAGCGUCCACGGAUCAGUGCAGAUCGAUAUUGAAGUGCUCCAAGCGACAUCCAAUAUCACCCUCCACGUAUAUGGAAUGGACAUCCACACUCACGGUAUUCAGCUUCAAGCAGCGGAAGGUGAUGAAGAAACAGCCUCCGUCCCACAAAUCACUCAUUUUGUCGAUGACUUGGACGUUGAGAUUUUUACGGCCCACCUCGAUGGAGUGCUCGAGGCGGGAAGGAGGGUGCGGUACACCAUCCCCUACGAAGGAACCCUUGCGUUCUACAUGGGAGGGUUUUACGGCCAUCGCUAUACAGAUGUGGACGGCACUGACAAACACAUGGUGAGCACUCUUAGCCAGCCAGCCGACGCCAGGAUUGCCUUCCCGUGCUUCGACGAGCCACAGUUCAAGGCCACGUUCGAGGUGCACGUGGCGCGCCAGGUCAACAUGACAGCUGUGUCCAACAUGCCCUUGCUCACCACCACGUCCAUAGAGGACCAGGAGGGUUGGGUGUGGGACAGAUUCCAGACGACGCCUCCGAUGUCCACCUACCUCUUGAUCCUUGUCGUCAUGUCCCUUCCACACAUCAACGUCACUGCACACCGCCAAGACCUUCCAAUCAGAGUGUGGGCCAGGCAGGAGGCGCUUGAUAGGAUGUCUUUCCUUCACCAAUUCGUGCCUGUUCUCAUGGACUUUAUGGAGACCUAUACAAACACCUCAUACUCACUGCCCAAGCUGGACAUCAUUGUUGUUCCCGGGAAAGAAGGUCUCGCCUUUGAGGGUUGGGGGGCCAUCAUUGUGUACGAUGAGCACUUCAUGCUCUAUGACCCGCUGGAGGACGAUGAGAUGGACUUCGCGAGGGUGACGUGGGUUCAAGCUCAUGAAUUGGCCCAUCAGUGGUUUGGAAACUUGGUGACGCCGCGCUGGUGGAGCGAUCUGUGGCUGAGUGAGGGCAUCAGCAGCUACAUGUCCGACUUUGCAAUGCAAGAGACGGCGAUGGUGAGCCAGAGUGUGAUUGAGCAGGCACGCUCCGCCGUUCAUGAGCUGUUCCCUGAAGACGACAAGGUUACCGCGGUUCCUGUCUUCAACCAGCAGAUAGACGUGUUCAGCCAAGAUACAUAUUUCAACGUAUUCUCUUACUUUAAAUCCUCGCUCCUGCUGCGCAUGAUGGCUCACGUCCUUUCCCAUCACGCCUUCAGGAAGGGUAUGGUGACCUUCCUUCAUGAACAUCAGUAUGGGAGUGUAGUUCAGGACGAUCUUUUCCGCCACCUAACGAAGGCAGCACACGAGGCCUAUACGCUGCCGCAGGAUCUCUCCGUCAAGACCAUCCUGGACACCUGGAUACAUGAGACAGGUUAUCCUCUCGUGACGGUGACGAGAAGCCCGUCAGGAAUAUCCGCCACAGCUUACCAGGAAAAAUAUUUAUGGCUACAAGACGACAGCCUUCCCAUUGAUCACUUCAGCACGUGGUGGGUGCCGCUCACCUACACCACCCAGGACUUGCCUGACUUCAGCGACACCCGCGUCAAGGUGUGGCUCAAGGACACGGAGACGCAAACACCGGUGCACAACCUGCCGCCCAAGGACCAGUGGGUUAUCUUCAACCUGCAGCAGACAGGCUACUACAGAGUCAACUACGACGACCACAACUGGAACCUGCUCAUCCAGCAACUGCUCACCGACCACCAGCUUAUUCACGUCAACAACAGAGUUCAGAUGAUCGACGAUAUCUUGAACUUGGCGUCAUCUGGAAAGGUCUCCUAUAAGAUCGCUCUGAGUUUGGUGGAAUAUAUGAAGAACGAGAACGAGACAUUGCCGUGGCGAGUUUUCCAACGCAACAUGGAACACAUGAAGCAAAUUCUUGAGACCACUCCAGCUCACGAAGGCUUUAAGAAAUACAUGUGGUCAUUACUCGUUCCUCUCUGGGAUUUAGUGGGCUUUGAGAAGAUAACUGAGGUGCAGACCAUUCAGCAGAAACACUCCCAGGCUGUCAAGUGGGCGUGUCACUAUAGCCUCCCGAGCUGCGUCCACCUCGCCGCCAGCCUCUACGCCCAGUGGAUGCUCACGCCGGAAAACAUCAAGGUAGUUCCCAGGGACUUAUGGGGCACCGUGUACUGCACCGCCAUCGCCCACGGAGGAGAGGCCGAGUGGGACUUCGCGUGGCAGCAGUACUUCCUCUCUAAUGACACACACCACAAGGAGCAGCUCGUGGCCGCCCUCAGCUGCAGCCGCGACACCUGGGCGGAGAAUGGGUAUCUGGACCUGGCCUUGACUUCGGAAACUAAGCUGCGGACACAAAAUACUCUCCAGAUGUUUUAUUCUGUGGCGUCGAGCUCUGGAGGGAAACCCUUGGCCUGGAACUUCCUUACACGCCGCUGGUCAGCCCUGGUCUCUUUGUACGGAGACAGCGGUGCGGCGGCAGAGCAGCUGGUGGUGGCGGCUGCCGAGACCCUCACCUCACAGCAAGACAUGGAGAAGCUGAGAGUAUUCAGGGAGAGCCACAGGGACAACCCGCGAGUAGUGGCCGCCUCGAAGGUCGCGCUGGACAUCGUCGCAAGGAAUGUGGCUUGGAUGGAGAAGAACUACGACGUGAUCUGCGACUGGCUGCAUUCACGAGGGUUUUACGUCAGGUUAAGAUAAGAGGUGUGUGUGUGUGUGUGUGUGUGUGUGUGUGUGUGUGUGUGUGUGUGUGUGUGUGUGUGUGUGUGUGUGUGUGUGUGUGUGUGUGUGUGUAUAAGUAAGUAAGUAAGUAGUGUUUUAUUGUUAGUAUCUGUGCCAAUACAUGAUUAUAUAAAACGUAUCAAAAAUAAUAAUUAGCCACAGUCCGUCGAGCCGUAGCACCUUCACCGAUAUUCUAUUUUCAAUUGAUACGAAGAUCUAGUAGCAUACAAUCAGUGUACGCCUAAUUAAUAAAAAAAAAAGCUGUAAUGUUAGUUUGUGUGAAGGAAGCAACAAAUACAAUAAGAACAAAAAUAUGGAUUGCAAGCAUAUAUAACAAAGAUGUACACGGAUGCAAUAAGUACUGGAAAAAUGAACAUAAUCGUAAGAAAACAUAAUAAAUAUAUAUACAAACAGUUACAAAUCACAAAUUUUGCUGAGGCGCGAUAGACAUUCAUUGCUUUCUUGUAUAUAUGGAAAAUAACACUUGUAAGGAGAACUUUUUACCACUAGGAAGGCUAUUAAAAGUUGUCACCUAGAAUUAAAGAUGCUGUUUUUAAAAUAAUGUGGUUCAGAAUACUGCACACAUUAAAUUACUAGUAUUAUUUCUAGAGUUUAUAACAUUAUCUGUUAACUUGAAUAUCGUGUUGUGUGUGAAUUUUUUUAAAACUAGCAAUAACAUAAGAUAUUUAUGAACAUUUCUGAACUAAAGAAAUGUUCAUAAAUUUUGCCUCAGAAAAUACAUGGUGAGUAAUAUGAAUUAUUUAUUUAAUUAUUUGUUAUUAUUAUUUUUUUAGAAAAGAUAUGCGUCUUAAAACCUUCUUGUGGGCCGUGACUAGUCUGUUCAGGAAAGAUGGCCACGUACUGGUCCAUAUUGAAAUACAACAUAUUAGUUGUGGGUAACAAAGUGUAUGAAAUAUGCUGAUCAUAGAUUCUGUUGUUAGGUUACUGCGGAUUCUAUACAAAAUUCCAGUAAUUUUUGAGACUUUCAAACAAGUUUCAUCAAUGCGAUGCUUCCAAUUCAAGUUUUCAUCUCUCGUGACACAAGAAAUUUAGUGUGAGUAACUUGUUGAAUUACUUGACCAUCUAGUAAAACAGGAUUUAUCAUUUUAUUACAGAUCUGUCUUGAAAAAAUACAUAAUCAGUUUUUUUGAAAUGUUGAUGUUUAGUUGAUUACCUUUAAUCCAUAAUUUAAUGCUGUUUAACGCUAAAAUUAAGUUUGAAUGCAAUGUGCCUAUAUUUCUAUUUUUAAGUAGAAGUGUGGUAUCAUCAGCAUGCAUUUUAAUUUCACAUAUAGUAUUA